Messenger RNA from Solenopsis invicta (red fire ant), 2449 nucleotides. RefSeq names its product lachesin. The transcript is spliced from 10 exons. Lineage: Eukaryota; Metazoa; Arthropoda; Insecta; Hymenoptera; Formicidae. The record is from RefSeq and is a predicted model, not a curated record. The coding region runs from base 371 to 1747 and encodes 458 amino acids. Gene Ontology annotation, cellular component: neuron projection.
AAGGGAGAUCGCGAGAGUGGCGGGUGCACAGUCGCGCACCGUCUAUCCGCCGGUACGGAGCCGGGAGCGGAGCGGAGCGGAACGGAACGGAACGCGCGAACGGCAGCGGCAGCGUUUCAUUCCAUCAUUCCAUUCGACGCCCGGCACCCGGCACCACCCGCGGGAAGCAACAGUUAUGCCCUCGAGAGCCGUCGCACCGUUGCGCUGCUGUUGAAUCGCUCGUCGUCGCGCGUGUGUGCCCGCGGAUCGUUGAUCGCCACGCGAUGGAGAUUUCCGCGAUCAUCGGCGGUACGUCGCUACUUUCGGGCCCGUGUCGUUGAGGUUUGGCGUCUGAAGUUUGGCGCUUACGACGAUUCAAAUCUCAGUACGUAUGGCGUAUGGCUUACCCUAUGGCAUGGCAUCGCGGAACUUCGCACUGUGCGUUCUUAUUGUCGCCUUCCUGCGCUCCAGUCUCGGACAAACGCCCAAGUCCGAGGUCCUGCCCGAAUUUCUGGCGCUCUUGGAAAAUCACACGGUCACUCAAGGUCGCGACGUCUCCUUCACCUGCGUCGUUAAUCAUCUCCAGUCUUACAAGGUCGCCUGGAUAAAGUCGGAUUCGCGUGCGAUUUUGGCCAUUCACACGCACAUGGUGGCGCACAACCCACGCUUGUCCGUCACUCACAACGGCCAUAACACAUGGAAGCUGCACGUGACUAACGUUCAGCCGAACGACUCCGGCACGUACAUGUGUCAAGUUAAUACGGAUCCUAUGAGGAGCCAGACUGGCUAUAUGAAGGUCGUGAUACCGCCCGAUAUCAUGGACCUAGACAAUACCGCGGAUAUGCUGACCACUAAGGAAAACGGCGAUCUGCUGUUGCGGUGUCGAGCAACCGGCAAUCCAGAACCGGUAGUGAUCUGGCGACGGGAAGAUGGCCGGAACAUCACGCUGAGGAAUGAGAACAGCGUUAAACGAACAGCGCGUACGUUUGAGGGCGAACAACUUCAUCUGCGGGGCAUUCAACGACAGGAGAUGGGAUCUUAUCUCUGUAUCGCGUCGAACGGAGUACCGCCGUCGGUCAGCAAGAGAUAUUACGUCAAUGUCCGUUUCAAACCGCUGAUUAAAGUCUCAAACCAGUUAGUAGCGGCACCCGUCGACAGCGACGUUCUCCUCCAGUGCUACGUGGAGUCCUCGCCGAAGGCUCUGAACACAUGGUACAGAAAUAAUGGAAUCAAAAUACUGGAAGGUGAGAAGCACGGCAUAUCGGAAGCCAUCAUCAACGACUAUGCAUAUCAGCUAAAUCUUACUGUCAAACGGCUUGACAAAUCUGAUUUCGGCACUUACACGUGCUCCGCUGAAAAUGCUUUUGGAAAAACGGAAGGGUCUAUAAGACUGCAAGAGCUGCAGAUAUCCAAACCAACGACAAUCUCCACGCGAAAUACCGAGAGCACCGAGAAGCAUACCUGGCGGAAGCAGACGGAGAAGAAGGGGAAGAAACAUUCGUAUGUGCUCGAGGGGAAAACGGAAUCUGAUCUGAUUCCGAAGAAUGUGGGUCAUACCACGCCAAUGUCCAAGCGGAAUUCGUCUAAUUCAUUACCGAAUAUCGCAAAUAAGUCAAGGAUCUCUGUACUUCCGGCACCGGCACCGGCCCCGGCGCACUCGGCGCCGACGCAAUUGAAUACCCAGAAUGGCGUUAAAUCAUUACGCGAUUCGCGAUUAUGUCAUGUUGGCCUCGCUGUGAUCGUUUUAGUGAUUUUAACUCAUGAUUGAAAUGGAGAUCAAAACUCUCCGCGACGACGAGGUCGUUUAAUUAUAACGAAAUCGAAUCGUUUAUCGUGAUUUUUAUCGUUGAAAGACACACAAGUGGAAUUGCGUGUAAUCGAUAUUAAAAUAAUUUUUGCCAUAAAAAAUAAUUUUUUGCCAUAUUUUCAUUUAGGUGUCAAAAGAACGAGAUGGAGAUGCGAGAACAUUGGUAUUUUGCUGUAUAUAAUGAAACAUUUUUAUGACAAUAAAUGUAGUUAUGUCUGAAAAGUAAAUGAGAUCAAGAAAAAGUAUCUGGACAGGUAGAUGAUCACGCUUUUAACUACCAGCAUUAUACAGAGUGCAUUCCAGAUGUGUAUUUCCUGAUAUUGAUUUUUCACAAAGUGAUAAAUUGACGUGCAAUAUAUUGUUCUUCUGUUUUGAUAAAAGAACACCAUUUUACCAUAUUUUCAAAUUGUAGGCAUUACUAAGCAUAAGAAUUAGAAGAGUCACUUCAAUUAUUUCGUGUAAUUACUGCCUGGUUAAUAGAUAAGCGUAUACAUUGGCAUAUUAAAGAGGGGUCCAUUAAAAAAACCAACUGAAUUUGGUAUUUGUUGUUCUUUAGAAACUGACUGAAUUAAAUUCAUUCGUCUCUAGGAACAGCCAUAUUUAACUCUAAUGAGAAUUGUGACAUGUAUAUAUGUAUGACAAUAAAUGUUGUUUCUACUAUCA